AUGAAGCACCUCAUCCUACUCUCCGGCAUCUUUACAUUGGUUUUAGCCAAGUCGAUCAUAUUUGAUUUCUGGAAGGAGAGGCCAGUUCACAGGCCAUCUCUGUCUCGUCGCAGCAACGAUGACUUCAGCAACCCCCUCUACGGCGAUUAUGAAAAGGUUCAAUACUACGUCAAUGUCACCAUUGGCACUCCAGGCCAACGGGUUGCCCUUCAGCUCGAUACUGGAAGCAGUGAUACCUGGGUACCCUCGGUAGACGCUGAGUCCUGCGCAGAUGAUGGCUGCAGUGAUUUUGGCGCCUUUGACAAGAAUACUUCAUCGACGUAUCACUUGAUCGAAGACCAGGUAGGGAUGUUCGGAAUCAUGUACGCCGAUGGAACGUAUGCCAGCGGCGACUAUUUCACCGAUGUUCUAUCCUUUGGCGAGAACAUUACUUUGAAGGAUACGACCAUGGCAUUGGCCAACGACACUGUCCUUACUGAAGGCUUAAUGGGCAUCGGCUUCCGCUCCAACGAAGCAAGUCUCGAAAAUGAUGAGCCAUUCUCUUUCCCUACAGUCCCAGAACAACUUAAAAAUCAAGGCUAUAUCGACCGGGUUGCGUACUCGUUGUACCUCGACUCGUACGAAGACAAUACCGGGUCUAUCUUGUUUGGGGGCAUCGAUUCUUCCAAACACAUCGGUGAACUCCUUGCUCUUCCCCUGUCCAAAGACGACGAAGGCAACUAUACAGAGUUCUUGGUUGCACUGACUCAAAUAUCAAUUCACGAUGGGAAAAGCACGCGCUCUCUGACCAGACCAACAUUCAAUACGCCUGCCCUGCUCGAUUCUGGCACCACAGACUCGUACCUCCCAAAAAAAGUAUUUGACGCUCUGUCCGACGGCCUCGGUGCAACAGAGGAUCAGGGCUCUGGAUAUGCAUACGUCCCUUGUGCGUACCGAAAGAGCAAUGUUUCAGUCAUCUACACUUUUGGGGGAAAAGACGGCGUGAAUGUGUCGGUGCCAUUGUCUGAGUUGAUUUCCGAACAAAUCGACGACGAUUCUGCGUACGAAAAUGGCACUCCGGCAUGCGCACUGAAUUUCAACCCUACUGACGACCAGAAUGGCAUCAUCCUCGGUGACAGUUUCCUAAGAUCCGCAUACGUGGUGUACGAUCUAGAGAACAAGGUCAUUGCUCUCGGUCAGGCCAAACUGGGUGGGAAAUCUGCUGCCAACAGCGCGGCCAUCACUGAUAUUCCGAAAGGAACCGCGCUUCCCGGCGUCUCACGAACUGCUACCGUCACGGCAGCGCAAGCGACUAGUUCCCUUGAUGACUCCCCCUCCUCCAGCAGCAGCAGCAGCCUGUCACUUGGAGCCAUUGGUACCCCUACUUUCAGCCUGCCAGGUGUUUCAUUGACUGCUGUUGCCUCUCCCACAGGAACUGCAGCCAGUGCAGCCAAGGGGGCGUCAAAAGAUAACGGGGCAGUGCUCGUCGGUGUUUCGAAGAGCACGUGUGUGAUGGCAGUGCUAGCUUUUGUGAUGUGUAUGUUGUAA
This is a messenger RNA of Exophiala spinifera, 1527 nucleotides long. RefSeq lists its product as uncharacterized. Gene Ontology annotation, molecular function: aspartic-type endopeptidase activity. The coding region runs from base 1 to 1527 and encodes 508 amino acids. The record is from RefSeq and is a predicted model, not a curated record. NCBI's taxonomy places the organism in Eukaryota, Fungi, Ascomycota, Eurotiomycetes, Chaetothyriales, Herpotrichiellaceae. Gene Ontology annotation, biological process: proteolysis. The transcript has a single exon.